AUGACCUUUGGCUACCUCUUCCCUGACAGUCUGUGCAAAACUGGUUUUAGAGACUCAAUAAACGCGAAAGGAGCAUGUGAAGCUACCUCCCUUUCUGCACUUCCCUUGCCCUCCGCACCCAAACAUUCAGCCCCGCCAGCCGACCCACCCGAUUACCAUAAACCCAAUGAACCUCAUCAGAGGGGGACGGUUCGAAGCAGGGGCGGACCAGUCAUUCAUGUUUUGGGCCAAUCUCCCAGACGGCCAAAGGCCGCAUAUAAUCUCUCGUGUAUGCACUUUGCUAUAUUCGCCUAA
This is a messenger RNA of Protopolystoma xenopodis, 294 nucleotides long. The record is from the annotation of a GenBank genome assembly. Lineage: Eukaryota; Metazoa; Platyhelminthes; Monogenea; Polystomatidea; Polystomatidae.